Onychostoma macrolepis is the source of this 6831-nucleotide messenger RNA. RefSeq lists its product as uncharacterized. The record is from RefSeq and is a predicted model, not a curated record. Bases 720 to 1868 code for a protein of 382 amino acids. Lineage: Eukaryota; Metazoa; Chordata; Actinopteri; Cypriniformes; Cyprinidae. The transcript is spliced from 14 exons.
AGAUGUAAAUGCAGAUGUCAAAUAGAUGUCUCCUAGAUGUACGUGUGCUAUCAGGGUAACAUCUUGCAGACGUACGUGUGCUAUCUGGGGUUGUGUUCUUUGCUCGCUUUGAAUGACCGUGGAAAUUAAAUCAUUGCAAUUAACAGGCCUAACGUACAAUGUGUUUAUUAAACUGUGAUCACCGUAAAUACAGUUUCCGUCGUAUUAAAAACAUUUCAUAAAUUUUUUUCAAAAGCGUUAUACAAAUAUAGGAGACUGCGUUAAUUAGGGACACACACAUUUAUUACAGUAUAGAAAUUAUAAAAUAUAUUUUCUGCCUUAUUCUCUGAUAAAAAUGUGGAAAAAGAUUACAUUUGGCAUUUCUGUCAGCAUUACCCAUGAUCCUCCGCCUCCGGAUCCAGGCCGCGCCCGCGGGUCUUCUGUCCAGAUCCUGUCAAACGAGUCACCUGUCCAAACAUUGAUACACCUGAUUUACCGAACCCAAAGGCACUUUUAAGAGCCAACCUCUAUCUCUAUCUAUCUAUCUAUCUAUCUAUCUAUCUAUCUAUCUAUCUAUCUAUCUAUCUAUCUAUCUAUCUAUCUAUCUAUCUAUCUGUCUGUCUAUCUAUCCAUCUAUCUAUCUAUCUAUCUAUCGCAGCCUCUCUGUAUACAGUACAUCUGUCUGUUUGUGUCUGUCUGUCUGGCUCUGUGUUCAUCUGUCUGUAUCUGUUUGCGUUGCAAUGGCCUCCAAAUGUAAACUUGACUCCCAGGAUCCUCACUACCAAGAGGGGAGACGCGUGGCACUUGAACUGAAACUAGACCGUGUUCUAGCUGAAGCCAGGACAGCAGCUGUGGAGAGGAAACGUGCACGCUCUGCAGGAGACCCUCCACAGACCUCUAAAAGGGAGUUUUUAGGACAUGGCAAGCCGAGGGGGAGGCAAGGAGGGCGACACCAAGCUGCAGCUACAGAAAAAAAUAUGGAGAGGCUCUCCGAUAUUUUGACAUCUUAUCCUUCUGCUGAGCCUCAGAAAAGCUCUGCAUCAUCAUGGUCUUUUCGGCAGCAGAAAGCCUCAGAGCGCUGGAAAGAAGCAAGACCAUACCACCUAAAAUGCCUUAUUGCAACAGAGGCUGUUGGUCAGCCAUUGUGUUGGCUUUGCCAUGAGCCUGCUGUUAUUAGGUGCAGAGAGUGUCUUCCUGAGGAGUGGUUCUGUGGAGACUGUGAUGUAUUGCAUCACAAAAAACAGCCACUCCACAACAGAGAAUGUGUGAUUCAUGGGUUCUUUGAAGCCAUACCUCCAACCUCAUGCGUCAUUAAAGGGCGAGAUGGAUAUUGCAUCCAUGAGCAAGCUUGCAUUUUGCCAACAGUGAAGGCGCCAGACUGCUCCUGUGAAGGCACAAAGUUCACCAUAUUACCGGGCAAACCAGUGAUUUUAAUUACCAUCAAUGGGCGUUUUGACUUGCAUCAGCCACUACGUGUAUGUCAAACGUGCCAGCAUCAGUGGACCCCUGACUUGAAGGACCUCCUUAGGAGUGGAUAUUGGCCAGCCUCUGUUACCAGCUCCACACUUUAUACACUGGACCUCCUGAACUCCUUUCAGGAACUCAAGGUCAUCUCUCCAGGAUUCUCCAGACAAGCCUUCGCAAAGCUGCUGGAGCAUCGCACUAAGAUUGGAGGAAGAUCUGGACAAAUCAACGGCGAUACACUACAGCGCAGCUUCUUAGAGUUUUCAUAUGCUUCAUUUGAGGAAGACCAUCUCUGCUGUGGUGCUCCUUUCACCUGCCCAGCCUGCACGCCAGAAAUGUUGGCUGUUUCUGCCGAUGGAAACAGAAAGCUAUAUCGCUUUCGCCGAGACACAAGCUCUGAUGAUCCUGCCUUUUUUUGUGGCUGAAGAUGUUGCGGUGUCUAGAUUUGUGGAAACCAUACAGAAAGCAGUGAGAAAUACACAGGGAAAAGGCACAUGUGGGGACUCCCAGUGGACAGCAGCGAGGGAGACAUCAAGGAGGGCUUCCAAAUUGGAUGAAGAGGGGAUGGAGGUUGCAGUGUGUCGCCACGGAUUCCUUCUGAAAGCUCUUAAUAUGUACAGGGGGGAGAUAUUUGCCUACCCUCUGUAUCUUCAGAAGGAGCGCAUGCCAGCCAAGGCACAAUUCUUUGCAAUGGAUGUGGCUUGCAAAUAUUGGCCAUACUUGGAGAAAGCUGCUAGUGUCCUUCCUGCUCUUUAAGAUCUGACCACAAUGAAACCUUUCCUCAGUGUGAUGCAUGCUCGAGCCCAUGCUACUAAGUGUAAAAUUAAAUGGAGUGGUAGAAACCAGGAAGGAGCAGAGACAACCGCCGGUGAGGAGGUCGAGCAAGUGAACAGCUACCUCUCGCGUUGUCCAACCAAAUAUAUGUCCAAAGCAGCACGGGUAGACAUGCUUACAUUGCAUGCAAUGGGGUGGAACCACAAAAAACGUCUCUCUCUACAUCAGUCACUUUCAACAAGAUAUGUGAAGACUCUCCAGAGACUCAAGGAUGAAACAGCAAGGCUAGCUGAACUAAAAACAGAGUUACUUUGCACAGAUGAAGUGGUGGCACAGUGGCUUUCUGAUGUGAAGGAAUGGGCAGCUGGCGAGACACCAAAUACAUCUCAUGGCAGUCAAGGCACCGCACACAGAGGACUUCAGCAGUCGAUUGAGGGGCUUUACCUUAGUGUGAGGCAGCGGAAGCAAACCCUUUACCGUCAGAAUGGGAUAACUAUAUAAUAUAAUAGGUUGAUAUAUUCAAGCUACUGUAUGCAUCCUACUCCACCACAAAAUACAUGUUAAAUGUACAAGGUUGUAGACUGCAAGCAGCUCCCCUCACCUCUCCCUUUGCAAGCUGUAGUAGAACUACUGUGACAGACGAGAGAAAGUGAGUGGUCCUAUCUCAAGCCAGUGUUUGUUUGUCCAUUGUGGUCUACCGUAGGAACCUCUGUGGAAGGACCAUAUUUAGAUACAAACUUCCCAUUCCAAAGUAAUUAAAGCACAGCAAUCCUUGUUUUCAGGAAUGUGUGUAUCCCCUAAAUGUUACACACUGGACCUUUGGGAGAGAGAUCACAGUAUGCUUUGUGUCCAAAUUUUGAUUUAUUGCCCCCCUCAUAAAGAUAAGACCCCCCACCCUCCCACCCAAACUGGACACCUGUUUGUCCACCCCCACCCAUCUAAAUGAGCAUCUGUUUUUACUGUCCAGUGAUCCUAAGGAAUGUGUGUUUUGGGAACCGUGUUUUUUUUUUUUUUUUGUGUGUGUGGGCCAUUGAAGACUAUUAUGUGUUUAAACUUUAAAUUGUGAAACUGUGUUAAACGGGACAAAGGGAAGUUUUUAUUGGAGUUUUUCACGCACACAUAUCAACAAAAAACAUCAAACAUAUGUGUAAAAUGAGCAACGACUUGCUAGUGUUGUUGUAACGACCUCUAACUAGUUUAAAAACGUUUUAAGUUAAAUAAAAAGUAGAAGUGUACGUGUUUGUUUAUUUAAAACAAACAAAGCAUCUGACACCUUAGUUAAAACAAUAGCAUAACAUUACAAGCUAAAUAAUAUAGAGUUGACUCAUCUUACCAUCUUCUAAAACAAAAAAGCAUCAGAAGCGAACGUUAAGUAAGAUACUUUACAGCGUUCUAACUAGGGCUGCACGAUAUAUCGUUUCAGCAUCGAUAUCGCGAUAUGCACAUCCGCGAUAGUCACAUCGCAGGAUGUGCGAUUUUUAGUAUACUGACCGUUAUAUUUAUACUGAUCGUUUUCGCGACAGCUAUCGCAUCACGCCACCCCGCGACGCACUGUCUUCACUGGACGCGAAAAACGACCGUUGCAAAUCCUUUGAACUUUGUGUCAGUAAGUCAUAAAAAGAAUGAGGGAUUUACUCGCAAGGAUUUGCCGUGUCGCGCCCAAGCGGCAACCUCCCACUCUCUCUAGUGAAGCCAACACGGAAGUGACUAAAACUGCAGUUCAUCGACUGGCCGCUGGAGGCUGGCUCCAAAAGGGAGUCAAUCACAUAGACUCCCCAUGUUAAAAUGCCCAACUUUACAGCAGAAAAAAACAUGUUUACAGCCUGGUACAAAAAAUUAUUUUGGUACAAAAUAAAAUAUACAAAAAUUAAACAAAAGAAAAAGAGCAGCCUCCGUCAGAUAACCGCACACCACCGUGUCAAACUAAGAAUGACUUUACGCCGCUGAGUCCAGACCACGCCUUCCGCCACCCCCUAACAGCGUGAGGAGAGACCGAUGCAAAGAUUUAAAAGAAUUAAAGUAAUGUUUUAACAUUAGAACAAAUGUUAUUUUUAAUAAAUCUUUAGCAUUUCUUAAUUAAUGAAACAAUUCAGCACUCAUCCUAAAGAUUUUCAUUUUAAAAUUAGGUUAGUCUAGUUUUUACCUUUUAAACAAACAGUAAGCCUACCUACCAGGGAAAUGUUGCUUAUUUUAUUUUAUUUACAUUAGUUUAGUUAUUCGCACUUAAUUUAGUAAUUCCUUUAUUUACUCUUCUAUUUUUGUCAAGUUUAAGACUUCUGACGUGUUAUAUAACCCAGACUUUUUUCACUUUUAAAAAUUAGGUUUUUAUUUUCUUCUUAUAAAAAUCGCCUCUAAGCCACAGGAAAAGGUUGUUUGUCUUGUCUUGUUUUAUUUUAUUUUAGUAGUAUAAUACCUUUAUUUACUCUUUGAUUUUGUCAAUCUUUAAACUUUCUAGCCUGCUAUAACGGUUAAAACGCAUACACGCGUAUGUGAGCGGAAACCGGAAUGAAAGCAAAUGUUUCGGACGUCUUUGGAUUUUUUAGCCAUAAUUAGACGCCUAAACUUUUUACAUUAUCGCACGAAAUGUAAAUACUUCGUCUCACGCGAAAUGAGAACGACACUGUGUGUCUGGACGUAUGAUUAACGACGCGACCGUAUCAGAUCAAGAGGUUCGUUGUAAAACAUCUAAAGGUGUUUCUGGAGACGCAACUCAUUUGCAAUCUAACGAGUUUUUGAGGGGGUCUGCCAUCGUAAACUUUGGCGUUGAUGUUCAUUUAUCAAAGGAUGCGUCCCCUUUUGAAGUUUUUAUAUGACACAUAGCUGGUUAAGUUAAAAGUUAGGUAUAGUUUAAGAAGAAAAUACUCAAACAUAAAUACAAACAUGCACAAACAAUCCCCUACAUUUAAACAUUUAAACUUUUAUGAUGUCUCAUACAAACCUUUUACAAACUUGUGAACUUUUAGAAUCACACAUGGGUAUCUCUACAAGAUGAUGAAAAGCAGCAUGAUUAAACAACAAUAUAACUAUUGUUUUAACAAAUAAGUUAAGAUUUGUAAACCUCUCAAACCUAAAACAUGAACCUCUAAAGCAAGGAUUAGAAGCAGUCAAACGAUCCUGUGAUGAAUACAGAGAAUUUCUUCAUGAAUUAGACUGAAAAUUAACACACUGGGUAUCUCUACAAGAUGAUGAAAAGCAGUAUGAUUAAACAAUGAUAUAUCUUUUGUUUUAACAAAUAAGUUUUAGAUCUUUCAAACCUAAAUCAUGAUGCUCUAAAGCAAGGAUUUGAAACAGUCAAAUGAACCUCUGAUGAAUGCAAGUCAGUUACAGAGAUUUUCUUUAUGAAUUAGAGCUAAAUAAGAUUAAAAAUUAGUUGUCAUAAGGUAGUUUGCAACAAAAGUAAUUCCUAAACAAGGUGGUGCAAAUGUCUCACAGAAUCUUUACAGCAGAUUAGACUUUCUCACUUUAAAAAUGGUAUUAUUAACCGUGGGGUUUAAAUGCAGCAUUUUUUUCACAGUAUAAUGCUUUAUUUUAUUAAAAUAAAAACAACUGGUCUAUAUAGGUUUAUUUUACUAAGAAUUGAUCAAAUAAUUGACAGAGGAAAUAAUGCAAAUAAACGAUAAGUCCAAUUUAUCAACCCCCGCCUGAUGUGUCUGACGGUUGUGACAAAUAUCUUACUGAUACAAUUGUGUUAAGAUGUUAAGUAUGUGUAAAACAUGAGCAAAGUUCAUUACUACUGCUAAAAAUAGUUUAAUAAACCACAAACACUCACAUGAAAAACAAACACACACACACACACACACACACACACACUAAAACAACCCCUGCAGUUAAACAUUUCAACUUUUACGAUGUCGUAUAAAUACACUUUUACAAAUAAAAACUUUUAGCAUCACACAGGGUAUCUCUACAAGAUGAUGGAAAACAGUAUGAUUAAACAAUGAUGUAACUUUUGUUUUAACAAAUAAUUUAAGGUUUUGUAGAUUUUAGAUCUUUCACACCUAAAACCGUGAUGAGGAUCAGAAGUUGUCAAAUGAUCCUCUGAUGAAUGCAAUGCGCUUACAGAGGUUUUUUCUUUAUGAAUUAGAUCUAAAAUAGACUAAAAUUAGCUGUUGUAAGGUCGUUUACAACAAAAGAGUGUCUUAAACAAGGUGCGACAAAUGUUUAAUCUUUACAACAGAUUAGACUUUCUUUCUCACUUUAAAAACGGUAUUAUUAACCAUGCUGUUUAAAUGCAACAUUUAUUUUUUCACACUAUAAUGUUUUAUUUUAUUAAAAUAAAAACAAUUGGCUCUUUAUAGUUUUAUUUCACUAAGAUUUGAUCAAAUAAUAGAUAUAAGCAACAAUCAAAUAUUUGAUAACUCCAUCUUAUCACCCAAACUGAUGUGUCUUACGGUUUGUGAUGACAUCAGAAUCAGAAUCAGAACAAGCUUUAUCGGUCAGGUAUGUUUGCACAUACGAGGAAUUUGUUAUAGCGACAGAAGCUCCACAGUGCAACAGAAAGACAGCAACAGGACAGGACACAGAUAAUAAAAGAAUAAUAUACAAAUAGACAAUGUACAAAAUAGCAAAAACACAAUACAUAAUAUAGACAAAUAUGUAUGUACAGUUAUGAUA